Molecule: messenger RNA, 3317 nt
Organism: Bactrocera oleae (olive fruit fly)
Lineage: Eukaryota; Metazoa; Arthropoda; Insecta; Diptera; Tephritidae
Source: RefSeq, a predicted model, not a curated record
CAGUUAAAUUCACGUUCCACAAAUGUCAUAACAUUUGCAAAAGAAAAUUUUCUCAGAAUCUGCCAACGUUUUACCAAUGUGUAGAUUAAACCGCUUUUUUUUUGUGAAACUAACGGGAAAAUAGGAAAAUUAUUAAAUAAAACUUACAAAGAGCUAGUGUUAAAUGUAAUUGAAUAAAUUACUUGUAGCAGAAGUAUAUUCAAGAAGUGAAAAAGUGCAGAAUAUGACUGUGGCCGAGGGAUUGGCGUCAACGUCCGCCGCAGCAAAUGCUGCAACUAGACCGCGUUGUUUUUUCGAUAUUUCGAUUGGUGGCUUAAAUGUUGGUCGCAUAGUUUUUGAAUUAUUUAAAGAUGUUGCACCGAAAACAGUGGAAAAUUUUCGAGCACUUUGUACUGGCGAGAAAGGUAUCGGUUUAGUUACAGGCAAGCCGUUGCAUUAUAAAAAUGUAAUAUUCCACCGUGUUGUCAAGGAUUUUAUGAUACAAGCUGGAGAUUUUUCGGCUGGAAACGGUACCGGUGGUGAGUCGAUCUACGGUGGCACUUUUGAAGAUGAAAGCUUCGAUUUUAAACACGAUCGCCCCUUUUUGCUGUCAAUGGCAAAUCGUGGCAAAAAUACCAAUGGAUCACAAUUUUUCAUUACUACACAACCCGCGCCUCACUUGGACAACGUCCACGUGGUUUUUGGUCAAGUAAUAUCGGGACAAGAUUUAGUACGCCAGUUAGAGGAAUUGCCAGUCGAUAAAAAUUCACGUCCGUUGCAAGAUGUUACCAUAUCAAAUUGUGGAGAGCUUGUACGUCAGGUCAAAGUUAAGAAGGACAAAAAGAAAAAGAAACGUGCUGCCUCUUCGGGUGAAGAAGACUCAGAUGCCGACUCAGAAACUGAGAAGCGAUCAAAAAAGAAGGAAAAAAAAAAGAAAAAAGAUCGUAAACGUGAAAAAUCAUAUGAGCGGUCAGUAACUAAUUAAAUUGUAAUUGAAAUAAUUAAGGUGAAAAAAUUCUUGAAUAUUAAUAGAUCUGGUACGGAGCAGAGUCAAGGAGACGAGGGAGAAAAUGAUGAAGCUGAUGAGGGUGAAUUACAUCCGCUUGUGACUAUCACCAAGAUUGAUCCUAACGAAAUACCAGAGGUCUCCAAUAAGUUUUUGCUACGUGGUGACCGUUUGGAUCGUUCACAAGAGCGGGAGCAAAGACGGGAAUCGCGAAGCGAACGAUCCAGUGAGCAUCGGCCGGCAUUUGGUUGGUCAAAGAAGCGUGUACCUGUCUCGCGCAGUGGACGCAUUAUUAAAGGGCGCGGAGUGUUCCGUUUUCGUACACCGUCCCGUAGUCGAUCUCGUAGCACUACGCCACCACAUUGGAAGCGUGCGCAGAACCGCACAAUUAAACUGUCUGAUUUGGAGCGACUCGAAGAAGAAAAGAAAUUACGAGAUGAAGAGAUUAAAAGACGUGAGAUCGAGCGCAAAAAGCGACACGAAGAGAUGAGGAGAGAUCCCAAGAAGUCUUUCUUUGAGUUGUCGCACGCUAGCUCGUACGGUGGUAGAUACAGUGAAUCACCUGAUCGAAAAAAUCGUGGCAAAGACAAUUUAAACAAUGCCCGAAAGGACAGACCUGAUGACCGACGUACGGAGAAAGAUAGGCCGCGUGAAAGAGGAAAGGAAAAGGAGAAUGACAAAGAGAAGGAUAAGGUAAAAGAACGCCGUACUGAAAACAACUCCGAUUUGAAGUCUUUACCGAAGCGUAAGAAAUCUAUGGACAUGAAUGCACUGGAUUAUGAACAUCAAGCAGAUAGUGAAAAUGAAGAAGGCUCAGCGGAGAAAGAAACGCCAAAGAAGCAAGAAUCACAUAAGAAAACUGAAGGUAAUACAUUAGAAAAAGAUCGCCACAAGGAAAGAGAUUCUGAUCAUGACAAAAACCGAGCUAAAGAAAAAGAAAGGGGUAAAGACAAGGCGGCAGAAAAUGAUAAAGAUCGUAAGAGAGAAAGGAAAGACAGCGCAAUUAAAAAAGAUGAAAAUAAAGAAGUGAAGUCUAACAAUGAGAAAGAACACAAAGAGAAAAAUAAAAUUGACGAAAAAGAGAAAGAGAAAGCAAAAGACAAAGAUCGUGAUGUGGACAAAGAAAAAGACAAUUCUCGUCGCAAUCGAAAUCGAUCGAAGAGCGGAUCACGCUCAAAGCAACGUUCCCGUUCACGCUCGCAUCUUUCGCGCUCUCGUUCUCGCUCGUUUCGCCGUCGUUCUCCCAUUAGAGAUCGCCGCGACCGUUUUCCCAAUCGUAGAGGUGGUUUUCGUUCGCCGCCAAGGCGAGAUUUUCGCGGAAGACGUGGUGGCAAUCCAUUCAUGGAUCGUCGUCGUCGCUCUGUCGAACGUUAUCGCAAUCGCUUGCCACUCUCACCGAUACGUACACGUCGGCUAACACCUCCACGCGAUCGACGUUCUCGUGAUCGUUCUAUAUCACGAAGUCGAUCUCCACAUUCACGAUCUCGAUCACCACGUCGCGAUCGCAUACGUAAACGUUCGGUUGAUUCACGAGAUCGCAGUCGUAAUAAUCGCAGCCGUUCGAAGUCACGUGAGCCACGUGUCAAUUCAAAGUCUAAAGAGCUGAUUGGUUCACGAAAUCCGAAAUCACGUUCACCAAACCGUGAAGCGCGCACCAAACGUUCGGGUACUCGUUCGCCAAGACGUUCCAAAUCGGCAGAUUAUCGCCGUAAAUCGAAUGAUCGACGUUCCGACACAAGAAAAGAGGGUACAGCAGAGGCAAAUGUUAAUUUUGCUGAAGGUAGUGCUGAUAAAAUGCGCGAAAAGAUGUUGAAACGUGCCGAGGCUGCACAAAUGCUAAAAGAUCAUAUGCGUAAAGAGAUUGCGAGAGAGGAAGAAAAACGUGCUGAAAAACAACGACUGGAUGACUUGGAGAAAGAGAAAACUGCUCGUGAACUAGAAGAAUUAGAACGCCUCAAACAAGAGACACUGCAAAAGCUGGAAGAGCAUGAAAAUCUCAAAAAGUUAACAGUUAUAGCAGCGGUAGCCGAGGCCAUCAAUUCAAAGGAUCGCGGCAAGGAUGAGAAAUCAAAGGAAAAGAAAAAGAAGCGUAAGAAGUCCAAGAAACACACACGGACUUCGGGCACUGACUCAAAUUGAGAAUUAUUAGUUCAAUAUACUAAAAUACGUAUAAUCAAAGGAGACUUACUCAAUUUAUUGAAAAUAUUACGUACAUAUUUAUACAUAUAAAUGAAUACCAAUUGGGAAGAUGUACACGAUUACGUGUAGAUCGCCAUUCAAAAACACACACAUACAUUCAUACAUACAAGGCAUGAAAUGAUGUAAAUUUAAA